CAAUAACCCAUGGGUUUGCUUCCAGCGCUACCCCGUGGCUAUCCGAUUCAUGACGAGCAGCCCCAUCCAACAACCACCUAAAUCCAGAUUCAGCACCAAAUCCCACCUCCACUCCUACCAUCCCCUCCAAAUCCUUGAAGAUGCGAGCGUCGCGCGUUUCCGCGAACAAUCCUUCACCCCAGAGCUCCCCACCAUCCUCCCACGAGCGCACUUUCAGAACCUCCCAGCCUUCGAGCGCUGGUUCCAUCCAAACACCUCCCGGCUGAACACGACCUAUCUAGAACAACACGGCGCAGACGCAUUCGUGCCGCUAGAACUCACACAACCGCCCACACAAUCCGAUGCUGCCUCCGAACCCAGCUUCCGGCACUUCCACGCGCCCCUAAGCCUCUUCCUCCAAUGGAUCCGCGCCGCAGAAACCGAACCACAAGCGUCGCAGCUCUACCUCGCUCAAUGCCAGCUUCUCGAUCUACCUGCCGUCUUGCGCGACGACUUCCCGACCCCUGAGCUGGUAGCCCAGGCGGGGAGGGGCGACGUGUACGAUACGAACGUGUGGAUCGGAUACCCGCCUACGUAUACGCCUCUCCACCGCGAUCCGAAUCCCAAUCUGUUUGUGCAGCUUGCUGGGCAGAAGGUGGUGCGGUUGUUGGCGCCUGAUGAUGGACAGGCUGUGUUUGCGUCUGUUAGGAGGCAGCUGGGACAGCGUGCGGACCGGGGGGCGGCUGCUUUUAGAGGCGAGGAGAUGAUGCAGGGCCGGGAGAGGGCUUUGUUGGAACGGGCUGUCUGGGGAGAUGAUGGGGAUGCUUCUCUGCCGGCUCAUGGGUAUGAGGCGCGUUUGGACGCUGGGGAUGGCUUGUUUAUUCCUAGUGGCUGGUGGCAUAGUAUCAAGGGUGUUGGGGAGGGUGUGACUGCUUCGGUCAAUUGGUGGUUCCGGUAG
Aspergillus campestris IBT 28561 is the source of this 937-nucleotide messenger RNA. Its product is annotated as putative JmjC domain protein. The coding region runs from base 50 to 937 and encodes 295 amino acids. Gene Ontology annotation, molecular function: 2-oxoglutarate-dependent dioxygenase activity. The record is from RefSeq and is a predicted model, not a curated record. The transcript is spliced from 2 exons. Lineage: Eukaryota; Fungi; Ascomycota; Eurotiomycetes; Eurotiales; Aspergillaceae.